This is a messenger RNA of Acipenser ruthenus (sterlet), 519 nucleotides long. RefSeq names its product scavenger receptor cysteine-rich type 1 protein M130-like. The record is from RefSeq and is a predicted model, not a curated record. Gene Ontology annotation, cellular component: membrane. NCBI's taxonomy places the organism in Eukaryota, Metazoa, Chordata, Actinopteri, Acipenseriformes, Acipenseridae. The transcript is spliced from 3 exons. Bases 1 to 519 code for a protein of 172 amino acids.
AUGGAUCACACGGCCCUCAGGCUGGUUGGGGGAGGAGGUGCCUGCGCUGGGAGGGUGGAGGUUUAUCACAACGGCUCCUGGGGGACGGUCUGCGAUGACUCCUGGGACCUGGCAGAUGCUGAGGUGGUGUGUAAGCAGCUCCAGUGUGGGACGGCACUCAACGCCUCAGUGUCAGCCUCCUUCGGCCAGGGGACCGGACCCAUCUGGCUGGACGAGCUGCGCUGUCAGGGGAACGAAUCGACUCUGUGGGAGUGUGACUCAGGAGGGUGGGGGCAACACAACUGCAGACACAAGGAGGACGCGGGAGUCGUGUGUUCAGAGUUCAAGAAGCUGAGACUGUCUCGGGGCUGUUCUGGACUGGCAGAGGUUUUCUACAAUGGCACCUGGGGCAGCGUCUGCUAUAACGGCAUGGAUAAAAACACAGUUAAGAUGAUAUGCCGUGAGGUCAACUGUGGAGAGAGUUCUGAAAUAUCAAUGCCACUUCCAGCAUCUAGCACUGCGCGCAAGUGGCUUGUGUGA